AUGGAGCAGCGGUGCCACCCCCACCAAGCUGUCCAUGAGACGGUCCAGGAACCCCUCCAGCUCCCCGGAAACCCCACACCGCCUGGGCAGCUGAUACCCCCUGUGCCCAACAGCCUGGACGCCUAUGAUCCUGGCCCAGCCCGGGGCGGGCGUGUGACUGUCCCCCAUGGACUGGUUGUCUGGGGCCCCUGUAGUGAGCCAGGGGACCUCCCCCCAUCUACCAGCUGGGCUCAGGGGCCAAUCCUGCAUCAGCUCUCGCUGUCCCUGUCCCUUCUGGGUUUAGCCAGUGGCACAGAGCAGGAUGUGACCACAUCCCCAUCACACCUCGGCCCCCUGGGCCAGAACCACCCCAGCUCGGCACCCCCCUUACCUGCCUUACUCACCUCUGCGCACCGCGGUGUCCCCCUCCCACUGCUGCUCCCGGAGGCGCCCAGCCCCUCCCUCCAGCCCCUCCCUUCUCCGUGGUCCCGAGGCGGUGGGGACACGCGGGAGCCCCCUCCCCUCCCGGUCUGUCGCAGUCUCCGGCCAUCAUUGGAGGACGGGGGCGUGUGCUUUGAACCCCCGCGUGCCCCUCCCCAGCUCCCCGCCCCCGAGCCCCGCAGGAGCCCCCACGGCUGUGGGAUUUCCAUCCCCCGGCGGGCACGGGGCUCGCACUGGAGGGAUUUCAGUCAGACUUCGGGAGGAACUUCCCGGGAGAGGCUCGGAGGGACUCGGGACGCGGGGGUCUCCGGGGGGCGGCUCUCGGCGGGCUGGAGUCCGGGGGCGGUGGUCGCCGGGGCCCGCGCGCCCCGCAGCAGGGAGGUCGGGUCCCCGUCCUCGCCCCGCCUCCUCCUGGCUCCCCGACCCCCGCCAGCCUCAGUGUCCCCGCGCCGAGGGCGCUUCUUCGCCACUUUCGCGUCGCCGCCGGCCUCGGGGACCCGCCCCGGAGCCCCCGGGUCCGCGGCCGGCGCAGCGCAGGGCGGGGGGCGGCGCCCGUCGGGCCGGGGUCGCGGGGCCAGCGACUCACCGGGGGCCGGGCCCGCUCCCGCCUGGCUGGGCCGCGGGGCUCGGGGGGCGCCGCGUCGGGCUCGGGCUCCGGAGACGCCGAGGCACAGGCGCCCGCUCCCGCCGACGACUGAGGACCGCGGGCCCGCGCGGCCCGCCCCGCGCUCGCCCCGCCCACGAACUCGCCCCGCCCCGCGCUCGUCCCGCCCACGAGCUCGCCACGCCACGCCCACGAGCUCGUCCCGUCACGCCCCGCCCACGAGCUCGCCACGCCCACGAGCUGGCCCCGCCCACGAGCUCGCCACGCCCCGCCCCGCGCUCGCCCCGCCCACGCGCUCGCCCCCGCCCACUCCCCGGCCCGCGCCCACGCGCCGCGCCGCCCCCAGCGCCCCCACCGCCGGGGGUCGGGCCGGGGUCCUCCUCUCACCCCAGGGUCCGGCCAGGACCCCCGCGGGCCGCGCUCGCCCUCCCGGGAGGGGGUUGCGGGUCCGCCCAUGGGGCUUCUCCCCGGGGCCCCGCCGCCGCGGCCCUGUCCGCACCCUGCGGGCGUUUUGCAGGCGACCACCGUGUCGGAGCCUCGGUUUGGGGUCACGGAGCAGCUGGGGGUCUCCGCCGCGCCCGGGCCCUUCCCGCCCUGCUCUGGCUGCGUGGCCGCCUCCGCCGCCUCAGCCGCAGCUCCCGGGGUUGCGGGCGCAGCUCGGCUGGAGUGAUGGGGGGCGGAGGCGGUGGCCGGUGGCCGGGCGAUGGGAUGCUGGUCCGGGGAUGCAUUUUGAGAACCGGCUCCAAGCACCGCGUCGGGGCUGCCCAGCAGGUGCCCAGGCGUCCCUGUCUCCCAGCCUGCCCUGA
Molecule: messenger RNA, 1830 nt
Organism: Choloepus didactylus (southern two-toed sloth)
Lineage: Eukaryota; Metazoa; Chordata; Mammalia; Pilosa; Megalonychidae
Product: basic proline-rich protein-like
Exons: 2
Coding region: 1-1830 (609 amino acids)
Source: RefSeq, a predicted model, not a curated record